GAUGUUUAAGAAACUUAUAUGUUUCUGGAUGGUAGUAAAGCUAUUUUGCAGCGAUACAACGGAAGAAGACUACAGCUAUGCAGAAUUACCUCCCAUAACAUUCAGCAGUAUGAACUCAACUUUAGAAGUACUAAAUGAACAUGGAGCAAACCCAAUGAGUAAACCAAUUGCUCUUCGUUCAUCGGAUUCACUUUCAGGACUUGGGAUCAGUGCAAAUCUGCUAGGAGUGCAUGCAGGCGCAGGUUUAGACCAUGACCGUAGAGGCUAUGAUAAUAUGUGCCAAGGAUUUAGUGCCAAACCUGCGGGAGGUCAAUAUCCAUACCCUUUGUAAAUGUAUAAAAAACCAUACUACCUCGCAGCAGCUCGUCUACAACAAUGAAAGCCUCAAGGAAUGCCACUAGCGAAACCUCCUACAUGUUACCUUCCCACUUGCACAUAAAUGAAUUUCAGGUGGAGAUCUCAUUAAAUAGGGAUCUCCUCCCUACCUACUUCUUUAUUUAGCACUUCUCAAAUAUAUUUUCAUGAAUGAAGCUUUAAAAUAAUUA
Molecule: messenger RNA, 545 nt
Organism: Homalodisca vitripennis (glassy-winged sharpshooter)
Lineage: Eukaryota; Metazoa; Arthropoda; Insecta; Hemiptera; Cicadellidae
Exons: 2
Coding region: 2-331 (109 amino acids)
Source: RefSeq, a predicted model, not a curated record